Molecule: messenger RNA, 3016 nt
Organism: Lolium perenne
Lineage: Eukaryota; Viridiplantae; Streptophyta; Magnoliopsida; Poales; Poaceae
Source: RefSeq, a predicted model, not a curated record
CCCCGUCCGACUCAUCAGUCCACUCGCGCACAACUAGCGGCGUCCGUCAUGCAAGCUUGGUCGCACUUGGUGUCCUCUGCCGUUGAUCUUGAUGCCUCCCCGCUUGUUCUCCCGUGCUGCUACCAUGGAUCUCAUCAAGUUUGUCAACAGGUUUGCAUUGUUAUCCAAUCCUUUGUGCCUAUGGUUGCCCUCAACGUGUGCUACCUGUUUGCCUGGACUUGAAACAAGUACAAGAUAACAUCUCUACGGGUUAUAUUCACUUAUGAAGAUAAUAGGCCACGACAUGAUGAUGCCGGAUGGAAACAAAAAAAAACACCAAAUUCUCCAAUAUCAAAAGAGAUCAUGGACGAGACAUAGAUAUUGUCGACGCUCUGAAAGAACAGGCUAACAUCACACCCGAUGUGAUGUUUUUGGAAGAGAACACAUACACGUAAAGUUUUAAAUAACAAAAGAAGUGCAUACUAAGGAUUGCAAUUUUGAUAUGCAUGUAUGCAUGUUCCAUCUGACCAUAUUUUGAUAUAAAUUUUUAUUUUGUAGCUCAUGACCAUGAUAUAAAUAGAUUUUAUUGUUGUUUGAAAAAGACCCACCAGCGAUUGGCACGGAGAUGGCUGGAAGGGACUCUAAACUUGCCAUGCUUUAGAACAAGUAAAUGAGAUUCAGAAGGUUCUGGGAGUUGUCGCGCACUCAUGCUCGCCAUGUUCCGCAACAAGGUCCUCGUGCGCGCCGGCCCCUCCUCCUCCUCCACACCACCGCCGCCGUUCCUCCUCCGCCAGGUGUCCUUCUCCACCGACGCUCCAUCCGUCGACAUCGAAAUCCUCUGCUGCAGGCUGUCCCGCCGCCACCGUCUCGCGUGCCUACCCCAGCCCCCAGCCGACGCCCUCCUAGUCUACCAGAGAUGCCAGUCUGCUGCGGCCGCGGAGGCGGCCUCCGAAAUCGCGGCAGCCUUCCUGGACGCGUCAGUUGGUGAGGAGGAGGAGGUGGUGUGUUCGGGCGCACUGGUUGCAAAAGCAGUUGAGUGUGGACUGCGAUGUUUGAUGCUCGAGCGUGGAUGGAGGUUUGUUGGGGGGAGCAUAUUCGUCGACUCCACAUUUGCUGCGAGCGAGGAGAGGACUGAUCUGCGCGCGUUGAAUGUGGAAGUCAGAUCUGGACUAAAUGAUGAUUACGAGUUUGUUGUCUCACCUGAUGCAUUUCGGUUUACUGCACUUAAGAUCUCUGAUGUUGCUAGCUCCAGUGUGAUGGAAACAUUCCAACGCACUGAGGAAGUAAGUUUGGAUGGUUGUAGCCCCCUGACAGCUUGUGCAAUUCUUCCAACAUUACAGGAAGGUCAUGUGAUAGGUUUUAGCAAAUUACUUCCUUCAGGGCAGAGCUUGGACAACUUUACGGAGCUUUGCUCAGUUAAGCAUGGUUUAGAGAUGAACUAUAGUUAUCAUGCAGCAGUCAAACUGACAUGUGGAGUUUCCUGGGAGAAGCAAUGGUUGCCCUCUCCAUUAGUCCUCCAAGGUUCAGGGCUUCAACCUGCCCUAAAAUCUGUUAGAGCAUCAAAGGCAAUGUCUUCCUUGCAGUUCUUUGUAGAAUUGUUGACAGCUUGGAAUUUCUUUGGUCAGAAUCAAUUUGUAGUUAAGGAACAAUUGCUAGUUAGCUGCACGACAAUUCUGCCUACUUGGGACAAAGCCAUAAGUAAAUUGUCAGUGCAGACUGCAAGAACUGACAAUUCAGAGGAUCUUGGUUUAGUUCAUACAAGUUUUAUGGCCAAAGACCAAUCACUGAAUCUAGAUUUCCGCACCCCAAAACCAGCUGUCUUCUGCUCUUCGAGUGCCAAAGUUCACGAGCUUCCUCGGUGUAUGGAUGAUGAUGGCACUAGCAAUGGCACCCGUUCCACCAACCAUUUUUUUCCAUCACAACCUAUUGUCCUAACCAGUUCAUCCAAGUCGCAAGUUACAUUAUUGAAGCCUUCAUUCAGCAGAAGUAAACGAGCAAAUGAAAACAAAACAAGGUGCUCUUCAGAACAAUCUUAUGCUGACAGUUCAAACAAAACUGGCCUACCAAAACCAUCACACAGAAGUUCUCCUAAGGCAAGCCAUGCUAACCCUAUCAAUUCAUCAAGUGCAAUUCUUGUCAAUCAAGUCAUUCAGGUUUCUGUGCAUCCUAAAAGAAAGCGCGCCGAGUUUCUGGAGAACAGUGAUAAAGGAGAAACUGCAAAAGUGCACCAAAAAGAUUGUUGCGAAAGGAGGAACUUGGACACAAUAAAGAGUAAAGACUAUACAACAGAUGUCCCACAUGACACAAAAUUAAUGCUGGAUAUCAAGGAUGUGCUUAGCGCAAAAACAAUAGAGACAAAAUCAAAGACUAUGGUUGGCAAGGAUGAGAUAAACUUCAUGACAAAAUCAAAAAGAAAGCCAGCAGUUGUCAAAGAGGAGUUAACUAAAAAGGUGAUAGAUCAUCAGAAGGAUGUUACUCAAAAGGUGGCAAAGGCAAAGACAGUGCUUGCUAAGGAUGAGCUAACUUUAACAGCGAAGACAAAAACAAAACCCGAUGUUAACAAGAACGAGUCAGCUGAAAAGGCGAUAGAUCAUCAGAAGGAUGUUACUCAAAAGGUGGCAAAGGCAAAGACAAAACCUGAUGUUAACAAAAAUGAGUCAGCUGAAAAGGUCAUAGAUCAUCAUAAGCGAGGUGAGAUGCGUCUUCUUACAGUUGCUGAGCUGAAGUGCUUCCUCAGUAUAAAAAAAGCAAAAGUUGGAGGUACAAAGGAAGUGCUUAUCCAAAGAGCAAAUGAACUCCUUUCUUGAGAUAGCCUUAAAUGUGCAGUAAUGCGUCGCAACAUGGUGUGCCUGUAGAUUCAGGCUGCUUCUCUACUGUGUGUUUAUAUUAUAUGGGGUCAACAUGAUAUUGGAAGUACUCUCAGCAAACAUGAUAUUAGAUCAUUAAGAGGUAUUUACUUAUGUAAUCGGUAGAAUUGUUGAUAUCAAGCUGCUGUGUAUAAUAUUUUGGGAAAACAGAACACUUUUGCCUCUGGAUA